AUGGUCAAACCUCUCUCCUUCAAAGGCGACAAAAAGCCCAGGAAGCGCAAGCGCCCGGCCGCCGACGGCAACGAAGAUGGCGCCCCUGCAGCCAAGGAGCUCGCCACCGCUGGCGGCUCUGCCGCUCAAGCCGCCGAAGACGACGAUUCCUGGGUGACGGCCGAGGCCGCCUCCGACAUCUCUGGGCCCGUUACCUUUGUGCUGCCCACCGACCCGCCGGCAUUCCUGGGAUGCGACGCCAAUGGCACCGUCUUCACGAGCAAAGUCGAGAACAUGGUCGAGGACGAUCCGUCGACGGCGGAACCGCACGACGUGCGCCAGGUGUGGAUUGCCCACCGCGUCGCCGGCAACGAGAACUUCAGCUUCAAGGGGCACCAUGGGAAGUAUCUCGCAUGCGACAAAUUCGGCGUCCUGUCGGCCCAGCGUGAGGCGGUUUCUCAGGACGAAUCGUUUCUCUGCAUCCCCGUUGCCAACAACCCUGGCACCUUCGCCGUACAGAACCUACGUGAGAAGUUCAUCGCCGUCGACGAGGGCAAGAACGAGGUCCGCGGCGAUUCCGAAAACAUCGACUUCAACUCGACCUUCCGCAUCCGCAUGCAAGCCCGCUUCAAGCCGAGACCGAAGACCAACAAGGAGCAGAGGGCUGCCGAGAAGAUCUCGAGAAAGGAGCUCGAAGAGAUGGUGGGAAGGCCAUUAGAGGACGACGAGGUGAAGAAGCUGAAGAGAUCACGAAGGGCCGGAAACUUCCACGAGACGCUGCUCGACGUGAAGGUAAAGGGGAAGCACGACAAGUUUGCGUAA
This is a messenger RNA of Diplodia corticola, 801 nucleotides long. RefSeq names its product frg1-like family protein. The coding region runs from base 1 to 801 and encodes 266 amino acids. Gene Ontology annotation, cellular component: nucleolus; striated muscle dense body; catalytic step 2 spliceosome. The transcript has 2 exons. Gene Ontology annotation, molecular function: actin filament binding. The record is from RefSeq and is a predicted model, not a curated record. Lineage: Eukaryota; Fungi; Ascomycota; Dothideomycetes; Botryosphaeriales; Botryosphaeriaceae.